AUGGAGACCCUCAACAUGACAGAAGUGUCUGAGUUCUUUCUCAAAGGAUUUUCUGCCUACCCUGUCCUAGAGCGCCUGCUCUUCCUGUUUUGUUCAACUGUGUACCUGGUGACCCUGCUGGGAAACACAGCCAUCGUGGUAGUGAGUGUGCUGGACGUCCGCCUGCACACGCCAAUGUACUUCUUCUUGAGCAACCUCUCCAUCCUGGACAUCUGUUACACAUCCUCAUUUGCACCCUUGAUGCUGGUCCACUUCCUGUCGACCCAGAAGACCAUCUCCUUCAUUGGCUGUGCUGUCCAGAUGUGUGUGGGCUUGUCCACGGGCUCCACGGAGUGCCUGUUGCUUGCCAUCAUGGCCUACGAUCGCUACCUGGCCAUUUGUUGGCCACUCCAGUACCCCAUGCUCAUGAACCACCGAUUAUGUGUGUUGCUGGUGGGAACCCCUUGGGCCUUCUCGUUCCUCAUAUCACUCACUGAGACGGUCAUUGCCAUGAAGCUGCCCUUCUGUGGCUGCCAUGUGGUCAGUCACUUCGCUUGCGAAAUCCUGGCAGUGCUGAAGCUGGCAUGUGGAGACACAUCGGUCAGUGAGGCCUUCUUGCUGGCAGGUAGCAUUCUGUUGCUGCCCAUGCCCCUGACACUCAUCUGCUUCUCCUAUGCUCUAAUUCUGGUCUCUAUUCUGAGGGUACCCUCAGCUGCAGGGCGCCGCAAAGCCUUGUCCACCUGCUCAGCACACCUGACUGUGGUGGUACUCUUCUAUGGUGCUGUCAUCUACAUGUACAUGAAGCCCAAGAACAAGGAGGCCCAUGUUGCUGAUGAGGUUUUCACGGUCCUCUACGCUGUGGUUACCCCCAUGCUGAACCCUGUCAUCUACAGCCUGAGGAACAAGGAAGUGAAGGAGGCUGCCAAGAAGUUGUGGAAUAGGAAGUGGACCUCCAGCAGAAACCUCCAGUGUCUCCUUCCUGGCACCCAGACCUCACAUGGCUUUGAUGAGACGUGCUUGGCCCUGCUCCCCUCACCCUCAGGGGUCCUGCCAUACCUGCCCCUCCUGCUGCUCACCUUCCUUCCAGCUUUCUGA
Molecule: messenger RNA, 1074 nt
Organism: Chrysochloris asiatica (Cape golden mole)
Lineage: Eukaryota; Metazoa; Chordata; Mammalia; Afrosoricida; Chrysochloridae
Product: olfactory receptor 13J1-like
Exons: 2
Coding region: 1-1074 (357 amino acids)
Biological process (GO): G protein-coupled receptor signaling pathway
Cellular component (GO): membrane
Molecular function (GO): G protein-coupled receptor activity; olfactory receptor activity
Source: RefSeq, a predicted model, not a curated record